AUGUAUGUUGGUCCGUAUCGAAGCAUUCUGUGGCUUGUUUGUUUCCUAAUCUUAUGCCGUGCCAAAACGGAUCCGGAGGUGCUUCUCGUAAUCUCAUGUCCGCCGUAUCCGCGGCACAUUCAGGACGAGUGCUUCACUUUGGCCGGCAGGAUUAGGGAACAGCAUCGACAACUUAAUCUGACAGAACACGCUGUCCUUGGUGACUAUGUCGUCAAGGUCCACGUAAUGCAUGAGCUUUUCAAUUACUGGACCCUGCUGGACGCACUGCCUCAUUUGCGAAGCCAAAGCCGGCUGCUGACUACACGCACUGAUUGGGUUAUUUGGUGUCAGCACAACACUCAUCUGGCCUCGUUGCGCGAUCUUCUCCAGCAUCUGCGUGGACAGAACCAUGAUGAGCUUGCCUUUUAUGGCCACGCCCUGUACGAUACGGAGGCCACAAUUAUACACCACUUUUGGAACUACAAGGAUCCGCGAUGGUUUCCGUAUCCCAUGCUCAGCGCCGGACUUGUUUUCACAGGCUCUUUAUUCAAAAGGCUAACAGAACUUGUUGUUCUUAAUGCCCAAAACAACAAACGUCCCAGCGAGUUUUCCAUCGACGCCUCUCAUGAGCUGGCGCGCUUUAUUUUCGACAAUUUACGUCCCGACGACAACGACCCGGAGCAUUGCGAAACAUCGUUGUCGAGAAAAAUCAUUCUGAAAAAUGCCCCCUACAUUUGCCCCAUGGCCAUACCUGCACAAUCCCCAAAGAGUCUGACAGGAGGAGCCCCGUCUUGUGCACUGUAUGCAAAGCCAAAGGAGCCAUAUGCCUCGAUGCCAGCAUCAACGACUUUAGGGGACCGGAAGGAGCACUGUGUGCACACAACGGGAUCUAACUUAUAUUUCGCAAUCAAAACCUGUGCAAAAUUCCAUAAGGAACGCAUUCCAAUCAUUGAGCGCACCUGGGCAGCAGACACCCGCUAUCGGAGAUACUACAGCGAUGUGGCAGACGAUGGCAUACCGACAAUCAGCACGGGGAUACCGAACGUCCAGACUGGACAUUGUGCCAAAACAAUGGCUAUUUUACAAUUAUCCCUCAAGGAUAUCGGUGAACAAUCGGACAUACGCUGGCUGAUGCUGGUCGACGAUGAUACCUUACUGAGUGUGCCCCGCGUCAGCGCCCUACUGAGCUGCCACAAUCAUUCGGAGCUCGUCUAUUUGGGCCAGCGCUAUGGCUAUCGUUUGUAUGCGCCAGAUGGCUUUAACUACCACACAGGAGGAGCUGGCAUCCUGCUCAGCCUGCCAUUGGUGCGGCUCAUAGUGGACCGCUGCAGUUGUCCCAGCCCCAGUGCCCCCGACGACAUGAUCUUGGGUUACUGCCUGCAGGUGCUAGGCGUUCCUGCUGUGCCGGCUGCGGGUAUGCAUCAGGCGCGGCCACAGGACUAUGCCAGGGAGCUGCUACAGUUGGAUCCGCCCGUUUCGUUUCACAAGUUCUGGGGCACGGAGCCGGAUCACACCUAUAGCCGCUGGCUGGGUGGCAAAUUGGGCAACCGAAGUGCUCCGCUUACGGCUGACAAGGAACGGAGUGCUAGUGCUUCACUGCACCUGCUCGGAAGGCUGCCUGUACCCGGUGGAGGGGUACUUCCCCUGCAGGCGGUGCUGGAAUCGCCGGGAAAGCAUUUGGAUCUUUAGUUGCCAGUCCAGCUACUCAUCCUGCCCUGGGUGCAGGGCAGCGACAUCCACAUGCAGAUUGCUCCUCGUUGCCGCUUGAACCGUGCGUCCUAAUUAGUUGCGGAUUUUUCACUGAAUGCGAAGCGAAACCUCAAACUCAAGCCGGAAUCUGCAGCAGCCCACAGCGUGGCGAUGCUGCGACAAGUUGCAUUUAAAACCAAAUUUAAUUAACACCUUGCAGUUGAAUAAAUGCCGCAUAUGCAUUCCGUGUCUGUUCCGGGUUAACGAAACCACCCAGUACUCUAUCCUCUGUGGUAUCUUGGCCAGUAUUCCCUCACUUGUGGUCCAUGAAGA
Molecule: messenger RNA, 2001 nt
Organism: Drosophila serrata
Lineage: Eukaryota; Metazoa; Arthropoda; Insecta; Diptera; Drosophilidae
Product: beta-1,3-glucosyltransferase
Cellular component (GO): membrane
Molecular function (GO): glycosyltransferase activity
Source: RefSeq, a predicted model, not a curated record